AUGUCCACUACCGAUGCCGAUGCCAUCCUGGCGCUCGCCGCUUCCACAGCACUGCCUGGCGAAACACCACAUCGGGAGACUGAUGACACCACCCCAAGCCCACGGCCAUUCACUCGCUCACAAGCACUUUCCGCUGCAUCCGCGAAGCCGGAAACCAGUGACCGACUGAGGCAAACCAAACGCAAAGCCCGCCGCCAGCGCGCCUCGGACUUUGCUGUCUUUAUUGACCCUCCGACAUCGACUGAUGGAUCGAGAGCUACAGGACCGGCCCCCAAGAGGAGUAAGACUGCCCCGCGUAUUGCUCUCUCGGUCAGGACGACUGCAUCGGCGAACAGCACCCCCAUGCCAUCGCCUCGAACCCCCGAGACACCAUUCCCCUUCUCUUGCGAAGAUCCCCUGUGGGAGAAUAUUGAGAACUAUGGGCCUUCUUCUUCCAUGCCCACGGCACUGUCAUCGUCUGGUGUACCGUCCGAAAACGGGCCCUUUGUCACAACGCCAUCCGCUGGCCCUCCUCCACAUCGCUCGACACGUAGGCUGGGAGCCCGCCUGGCAAGUUCCUCGACUCGACGCUCCCCUGCGCUGCCUCGCAGCAUGGAGCUAUAUUCAAUCUUGGGGCUCAGUGACUUUGACGUUGGCAGCGAAGAGAUCACGGCGGCGUAUCGCAGGGCAGCCUUUGAACAUCACCCUGACCGUGCCAAUGAGAAUAAUCGUGAAGAAGCUACAGUGGCGAUGCAGCAACUUAACGCAGCCAGGGACCUGUUGUUGAAUGAGGGAUCUCGUCGCCAGUAUCACAUUGAUGGUCGGGUGCCAUGGGCCAAUACUGUCUAA
Molecule: messenger RNA, 828 nt
Organism: Plenodomus lingam JN3
Lineage: Eukaryota; Fungi; Ascomycota; Dothideomycetes; Pleosporales; Leptosphaeriaceae
Source: RefSeq, a predicted model, not a curated record